CAGAAGCAUGGUGUUUCCGAUAUGAAGGAGCGGCAGCGCUGGCAACCCGAAGAAGACGCCCUCCUCCGCGCCUACGUCAGACAAUAUGGCCCCCGAGAAUGGGCCCUCGUCUCCCAGCGAAUGGGCCAGCCCAUCAACCGCGACCCCAAGUCCUGCCUCGAGCGCUGGAAGAAUUAUCUCAAGCCGGGACUGAAAAAAGGCUCGCUCUCGCCGGAGGAGCAGUCGUUGGUCAUCGAGCUUCAGGCCAAGUACGGCAACAAGUGGAAGAAGAUCGCCGCCGAGCUCCCCGGCCGGACUCCCAAGCGCCUCGGAAAAUGGUGGGAGGUCUACCGUGAAAAGCAGCUCAAACACCUCUCCAAACACCACAACUCCUCCUCCGCCGCCGCCACCACCGUCUGCUGCUCCGCCACCGCUUCGUCCUCGUCGUCUCAGCCGGAGGGAAAUAUCAUCACUGUCGCCGGGAUUUCCUCGCCGGAUAUAGCCGCACAGGGGCCCUACGACCACAUUCUCGAGACUUUCGCCGAGAAAUACGUCCAGCCCAAGCUCUGCUUUGGCAUGGUACCCGAAACCGACCCGCUUCUGUCACUCGGUUCGGGUCCGGGUCUGCCGCCUUGGAUGAACCCGCCGUCCGCGGCGUCAUCCACUUCCUCCAGCUCUCCUUCCGUGAGCCUGUCGCUGUCGCCGUCGGACCCGGUUCACGACCCGGACCCAACCCGGUUGGGGACGCUGGUGCAGUGGUGCAGGGAGGUGGAGGAGGGGAGGCAGAGCUGGAUGCAGCACAAGAAGGAGGCCACGUGGCGGCUGAGCAGGCUGGAGCAGCAGAUGGAGUCGGAGAAGGCGAGGAAGAGGAGGGAGGCGGUGGAGGAGGUGGAGGGUAAGAUAAGGUCGUUGAGGGAAGAAGAGGCGGCGUAUAUGGGUCGGAUUGAGAGCGAGUACAGAGAGCAGAUGAGCAUUUUGCAGAGGGAAGCGGAGAGCAAAGAGGCGAAGCUGGUUGAAGCUUGGUGUAGUAAGCAUGUCAGGCUUGCUAAGCUUGUAAAUCAACUUGGGGGUCAGGGCCUUAAUCCUCAUGCCAGUCAUGAAUUACCGAAGUAGUCACGAGUUGUUCAGUUUCCUUUGCAUGUUUAUGGAAAAAACUUGCGUCUAACUGCGCGCCAUUGGUGUUUUGAAGUUGUGUUUGUCUUGUAUUCUCUUUUCGAUUAGACCUCAUUGCAAAUUAGUAAACUACCAACCCUAGAAUGGCUGGGCGGAGAAAUGAUCCGAUCAAGUUAUCUUUCAAGUUACCUAGUUGUGUUCAUUGUUUUGUCAAAUCUGAUUA
This is a messenger RNA of Argentina anserina (silverweed cinquefoil), 1315 nucleotides long. Its product is annotated as protein rough sheath 2 homolog. Lineage: Eukaryota; Viridiplantae; Streptophyta; Magnoliopsida; Rosales; Rosaceae. The record is from RefSeq and is a predicted model, not a curated record. The coding region runs from base 22 to 1092 and encodes 356 amino acids. The transcript has a single exon.